Ictalurus punctatus (channel catfish) is the source of this 6650-nucleotide messenger RNA. It is a transcript of the gene rxfp1, whose product is annotated as relaxin family peptide receptor 1. The record is from RefSeq and is a predicted model, not a curated record. NCBI's taxonomy places the organism in Eukaryota, Metazoa, Chordata, Actinopteri, Siluriformes, Ictaluridae. Bases 222 to 2459 code for a protein of 745 amino acids. Gene Ontology annotation, molecular function: protein binding; G protein-coupled receptor activity. The transcript has 18 exons. Gene Ontology annotation, cellular component: membrane. Gene Ontology annotation, biological process: G protein-coupled receptor signaling pathway.
UCUCUCUCUCUCUCUCUCACACACACUCUCUGUGUGUGUGGCUGAUGCGCGCCUUCAAUGCCGCACCACAGUCAUCCAUUCGCGCAUUUACAAGCGCCUUCUCCUCUCCUCUGCUCUGGUUUCUAUUCCAGUCAUCACCAUCACGACUAAUGGACUAAAACUCAGACCGAUCGUCACCACUCGCCACUCUCUACACUCUUAUCCAGUUCGGAGCUUCAAGCAUGCACAUCUGCAUCUUUGGCAUGCUCUUGUGCUGUGCCUCAGUGGCUCUGACGGCAUUUAAUGUGUCAGAAGAGCAUGGUCCUUGUCCUCUCGGUUAUUUCCCCUGUGGGAAUCUGAGCUCCUGCCUGCCACAGCUGUUGCACUGUAAUGGAGUUGACGACUGUGGAAACCAGGCAGACGAGGAUAACUGUGGAGACAACAAUGGCUGGCCUCAUUUGUUUGACAAAUACUUUGGGAUGCCCAGUAAAGACGCUGGAACCAAGUCAACCACAUGUCUACUUGGGCUCGUACCAGCCGAGUGUCAGUGUAGGGAUUUGGAGCUCGACUGCAACGGUGCUCACUUUAAAGACGUCCCUGCGGUAUCUACGAACGUCACCAUGAUGUCUUUGCAAAGGAACCGGUUGAGGAAACUGAACGCUGACAUGUUCAUUAAGUACCAAAAUCUUCAGAAGCUAUACCUACAGCACAAUCGCAUCAAAGUGGUUGAACCCUACGCGUUCCGAGGCCUUUACAACCUGACGCGGCUGUAUUUGAGCCACAAUCGAAUCUCUAGCCUAAUGCCAGGCGUAUUUCAGGACCUGCACAAACUGGAAUGGCUGAUUCUGGAAAACAACAAAAUCCACCAUAUUUCCUCUCUGACCUUUUCAGGCUUGAGCUCUCUCGUGCUGCUGGUUCUUUUGAACAACGCUCUGACAAAUGUGGAUGAUAUAUGCCUGGAGAUGCCACGAUUAAAUUGGCUAGAUAUGGAAGAGAAUCAGAUGGAGAUUGUGGACAAUAGAACAUUCUGGUCCUGUAGCAUGCUUACCGUGCUAGUCCUUCAGAGGAACAGGAUCAGUCAUAUCCACGAGCAAGCGUUCUCUCUGCUGCGCAAGCUGGGCGAGCUAGACUUAUCCAGUAACAGAAUUGAGAAAAUCUCACCGGAUCUUUUCGUGAAUCUUGGAGACUUGCUGCAGCUGAAUAUUUCAUACAACCCAAUUCAGGAGCUUCAAGUGGACCAUUUCGACAAACUGCACAAACUGAAGUCAUUGAGCAUCGAGGGUAUCGAGAUUGGGAACAUUCACAGGAGGAUGUUUGAACCUCUGAAAAACCUCACACAUAUCUAUUUUAAAAAGUUCCAGUAUUGUGGCUAUGCUCCUCACGUACGCAGCUGCAAGCCCAACACAGAUGGCAUCUCAUCAUUUGAGGACCUUCUGGCCAACAUUGUGCUGCGUGUCUUUGUCUGGGUCGUGUCUGCCACCACCUGCUUUGGCAACAUUUUCGUCAUCUGCAUGCGCUCGUACAUCCGCUCAGAGAACAAGCUUCAUGCCAUGUGCAUCAUUUCCCUUUGCUGUGCUGAUGGUUUGAUGGGUGUCUACUUGUUUGUGAUCGGGGCGUACGACCUGAAGUUCCGCGGCGAGUAUAACCGCCAUGCACAGGCCUGGAUGGACAGCUUGCCCUGUCAGGUGGUAGGCUCUCUGGCCAUGCUAUCCACCGAGGUCUCUGUUCUGCUCCUCACCUACCUCACCUUGGAGAAAUACAUCUGCAUCGUCUACCCGUUCCGCUACCUGGCGCCCGGGCGCAGGCGCACCGUCACCAUCCUGGUGGCCAUCUGGAUCCUGGGCUUCAUCAUCGCUUUCUUGCCUCUGGUGUGUAAAGGAGUGUUCAGGAACUUCUACGGGACCAAUGGGGUUUGUUUUCCUUUGCACUCUGAGCAGCCCGAGACUGCAGGAGCUCAGAUCUACUCCAUCGUCAUCUUUCUGGGCCUGAACCUCGUGGCAUUCCUCAUCAUCGUGUUGUCUUACGGAAGCAUGUUUUACAACAUCCAGAGAACAGGGACUCAGACAACCAAAUACAGCAAUCACAUCAAGAAAGAGCUCACCGUGGCCAAACGCUUCUUCUCCAUCGUCAUCACCGAUUCCCUGUGCUGGAUACCAAUUUUCAUCCUCAAGAUCUUAUCCCUCAUGGAGGUUGAAAUCCCAGGCACCAUCAGCUCAUGGGUGGUUAUCUUCAUCCUGCCCAUAAACAGUGCUCUAAAUCCCAUUCUCUACACUCUGACCACACGGCCCUUCAAGGAGACCCUGCUGCAAGUCUGGACCAACUACAGGCAGCGUCGGCCAUUGCUCAGCAGUCACCCGGCCCAUCAUCCUUCCUUUACUUGGCAAGAAAUGUGGCCUCUGCAUGAAAAUAGCCAGAAUGUAGUGUCUCCAGAGUACCUGGCACAUCCAUCUGAGAUGUCCUGCACCUCAAGGACUUCCUAGCUGCAACCCAUGGACAAGCGAAACAGGGCAUGAAAUGUUACACAGGGAUCCUGCUCAGCCUUGGGCCCAUUCCUGGGAAAAACACAUUUGUUUGUGUGUUUAUUAACGCAUACAUCCAUGAUCGUACAUUCAUACUACCGAGUGACAAAGCAGCAGGCCUCCAUUCAUUUCCUAUGGAAGUGUGUGACUCGGAGCGGUUUUUGGAGUGUGAAAUGAAAUCGAGCAUUUCUCAGUUUUAUGCAGCAUCACGUAUGAUGUGUCCAAACUAUCGGAUCCACAGUCUCCCAGGUUCCCAACAUAACUUUCCUAACAUGAUCUCUGUAUGCACUUGCCUCCUGUGAACUUCAAAGUCAAGCAGACUUGGCAGAGAUUACAGAAAAAUGGAAACGCCAUUCUGUUCCAGUUUUAGUAGCCAUUUUGUUGCUUAAUAAUAAUGUGAAAAAUAUGGCUUGUGUCCUAAAUAUCGCUAACUGUGUCCUAAAUAUCGCUAACUGUGUGCUGAAUAUCGCUAACUGUGUGCUGAAUAUCGCUAACUGUGUGCUGAAUAUCGCCAAUUAGUCCAUUUCUGGAGUGAGAAUUCACAUGAUUGUGUAAUAUGGUUUCUGUCUAAGCCCUUUCUUUUCUUUAUAAAUACAAAUAAGGUUCAUCCCCCUAGGCCCCCCCCCGGGCCCCCAUCCACAUCGUCAACAAAUAGCUUGAAGUGGAUUUUGUUUUACUUUUGUACAAACAAGAAAAGCAGUACCACCAACGUCUGGGGCUGAUUUAUUUCUAGCCCAGACUCAAACGGUAAAUUCAUGCACUCAGUCGUGUCAAGUGAUUACAUUUAUUUAAGCCCGGUUCGCUGUCACAUCCAUAACAACAGUGAUUGAGAAGGCAAGAAUGGAGAAUAAACAUGAAUGAGGUGAAUUACCUUCUCGAUAAUUCUUGUUUGUUUGUUGUUUUAAUUUUCUUUCAAAAUGCCUUUCGAUAAGCUGGAAAUAACGUUGUCCAUUUUAAUUCCAUGGGGCAAAAGUCCAUUGUGUACCUUGACUUGAACACACGAGCUGUCUAAUUGCUUUUCUGUUUGCUAUUCAGAAGAGGCACUGCAUAAUUAUGUUCCUAAAACAAUUAAGAAGUACAAACACUGCUGUCUGUCUGUCUUACCAACAAUGUGUUCCUGUGUGUAUGUGUAAUAGGCUUCUUCUGACAAUGAGACCUGAUACUAAAAGACUUAACUUUGAUGGUGUUAUAAUAGUAAAGGCGAGUUAGUGAUAAGUCGUACUCAAUUACAUAAAGAAUCUACACCAUAUAGUACAUCCACAAGAUACAAAAUACCAGUGAGAUCAGUGACAUUUGCCUUCUAAUGUAAACCCAGUUCAGCAAUCCAUUGCUAAUGGAUGUUUUGCUCAUUAUUAUGCUAAUCAUAGUAAUUAUGUUGAACAAUCAGAAAAAGUGUUGGAUAAUGAUCACUGUUUCGCCAGAAAUCCAACCUUCGUAUGACAUCACUCUUUUUUGUAUUGACUAGCAUGGAUGUUUCUGUCAGCAAUGAGUAAUGUUCAGUUAUUGGAUAGUCGAUGUUUAGUUUCCUUUUUUCACGUUUCAUGAGGUACAUGUGAAUCUGUGUCGUAUUAUGAUAGCACUUUACUAUAAACUCAACACAAAUAAGCAUCUAUUAAUACUUACAUACACCGCAUUGGCUUUGGACCAUAGAUUUGGAUGUUUCACAACGAUAUUAAUAAUGACAUAGCCAUAAACUAAAUUAAGUCACGAGGCUAUCUUACUUGAAAGAUUACUACAGUAUGUAGUGAAUUUUUAGAAAAUAACACCAUAAUAGCCAGUUGACAGUCAACAAAAUGCAGUCAUCUAGCUUGUUCUGCAGCCGGACUACAUCUCAAGAACCACACAAAAGACUGGAAACUAGUUUUUAAAACUCUCAUUGGAAUUGAAAAAGGCAGACUCAUUUUUCUUCUCUUUCGCAGCUUUCACAUAUACACAGGAUACUAGUUCACCGUGGUGCACACAUUAUUAAUGUAUUCCAUAAUCCCUUUUUCCUCUCCAAAUCUUUGCAAUAUAAUAUAUCUUACAGUAGAACCGGUUCCAUACAUCACAGACACACUGUCCGCACAUACACUUUGCAUUUGUUUGUAAUAAACAAAUAAAUAAAUAAAUAAGAUAUUAGAUUCAUUUCAGAUUAGUUGUGAAAAAAACAAGCUCAUGGUGGCCACGGAGUAUUUUUAAAUAUCCCAAUUUGGCUUACAAAUCCAGGACCCUGUCAUUAACUCUCAAACAUGGGGCAGCGUGAUGCCUGUCCCAAUGGGCCUCUAUUAGUGCUGAUUGCAGUUUUGACCACUAGGUGCAAUAAUAACGCUAUGGGACAGUAAACGUUCUGCACCAUGACUGCACAACAUCUAGAAAGGUGAGAAAUGUCAUAAAGAAGAGGCCAUAAAACUGGUGGAGUUGUGAAUGAGGACUUUAAAUCUAAUAUCAAAUAUAUUUGUAUAUAUGAUAUACAGUAAAAGGUGGGGCUCUGGACCACUUGCGAGUAGCUACUGCCUUAACACAUUUACUGAAUCUUACUGAGUUAUAUAUGAAUAGACAUUUAUAAUAUUACGUUUUGACAUCUUGUUAAAGCACUUUGCCAAUUAAUAUCCUUAUCGAGAGGUGGAAAGUAUCCCUUAAAGCCCUAGCUUACUUAAUUAUUCAGCUUUAAGCGUAUAAUUCACUAACUACCAUGAAUAAAUUGGCUUGAUUGUGAUGAUGAUGUCUUAAACCAACUUGUUAGCGAUGAAGCGUUGCAUGAUAACAACACGCAUCCCAAAUGAUGGUAAAGUGCUACUCAUUGUAUUUGCACAAUCAUCAUGGACUUUUUUUUUUUUUUUGUGAUUGUUGCAGCCAGAAUGUUUGAUUUUGCUGCGGCUUUUUUCAUUUUGUGCUUUUCUUUGCGGAAAGCUACUUUUUCAGUUGCAGGAAAUUGUUUCGCACGGCCUUUCACGGUGAUGUUUGUUGGCAAAUGAGACCUUUUAUCUGUACUCAUGCUCGACACAUGAAUUAAAGAGGGCUUUUGGCUGAACAACUUUGGCAUGUUGUGAUGAAGCGUCUUGGCCCAAAUCUGCGUAAAAUCUGCCAUCAAUUUGAGAAAUUGCAAGCUUCUCCAAAUAUUGAGGAGUUGAGUUGAGCAUUCAGUUCUCCGAUCGCAAAUUCAAGAAAUCCUGGAUCCAUGUUCCUAUGUUCCUUCAAGCACAAAUCAAACUUUUAUUGAUUCCCAAUGGAACAGAAUUCUGUUGUUUCUUUUGUUCCGUUUUCUCGUACUGUGAUAGUGUAUUGUAGAAUUUUUUGUUUAUUCGAGGUUGUGCUGUUUGAGAUAUGACGAUGUCAUGUGGCCAAAUAUUAAUGUAGUGAAUGAUGAGCUCAAUUCAUUACCGCAAUGCUUCAUGCACUUGAUUGGUGACAUCUCUGAUUAGGUUUUCUCUUAUGAUUUGAGUUUUAUGGAUUUGUUUCCACUUCGGUAUUUAGUUUAUAACUUAUAAGCUAUCAAGGUUGAUGCUGACAUGUAUUUUAAUCAAAUGAUGUGGUAUAUUUUGCAGCGAUCACUCACGCAAAAGCUUCCCAUGUUUAAUAAUUACGCUUUAAUGGAGCAAGGCUUCUUUUUUUUUUUCUCUCUCCAUCUAUUACUGUGUCUCCUGUAUAAGUGUCAUGGAUAAUGAAUAUAUAAAAAAAAAACCCCAUUAGUGCCACUCUGUUUGAUCUUUUCAUUUUAUUUUGUAAUGAAGUGCAUAAUUUAUAAAAACAUAAUAUAUUUCCUUUUACCAUGGUCAAGGACUAGAGAGCGAACGAAAAGAAAAAAAAAAAAAGACGUGGAAACGUCCAACCAAGUGACCUCAGACUGUCUGGAUGCAAAAAUAAAUGUAUAAUGUAAAUGUACGAGUUUGUGUCAGUUUAUUUAUGGAGUGCUGUGACAUUUUUGCUUGCCUCGAUUUCAAUUUCACCAUUAAAGCAGCGCGGCCAUGUAAAGCUCUUUGCUAUAUGUGAGAGGAUUAUACAGAUGUAUGCAGAUGUCUGAAAUGCUCCAAUGCAAGUCACACUAAGAAUGAGAAGAUUACACAGCCGUCAUAUCCAGACCUGAUUAGUGUCCAUUAAACUAAAGAUUUAGAUAAGGUUUUUUUUUUUUCCAUGUAAAUGUAAAUGAGUAACAGGAAUGUAUUAUUUCAUUAU